Molecule: messenger RNA, 1060 nt
Organism: Rhodamnia argentea
Lineage: Eukaryota; Viridiplantae; Streptophyta; Magnoliopsida; Myrtales; Myrtaceae
Exons: 2
Coding region: 126-983 (285 amino acids)
Biological process (GO): RNA processing
Source: RefSeq, a predicted model, not a curated record
UACGUCCUUAUGUUCCUUUUCUAGCGAAACUCCGCACUCUCUCUGUUAGAAGUACGAAUUCGAUUCACCUAGUGAAGCAUGAACACCACCCACCAGAUGUUCGGCUAAAUUCCCGUGAGAAAAUUAUGGGCAAGAAACGAGGAGGCGGAAGGUCCACCAAUCAGACAGCGUCGCACAGCAGUUCGAUCACGCUGAGAGAAGAGACCACCGGUCGAAAGCAACCCAGCAAGGGGGAGGCUCACGCUAAUCCCAAGUCCAUCUUGAAGCUCCAGCACCUGCGGAAGUUAGCAGAAUGGACGGGCCGAGAAGCGUCAAUUCCCUCGCUGAGCGCCUUUUUCGGACGUCGUUUGGCCUCUGUUGGAGAGUCCCUGAGGGUUCCACCUGACCCUUCUCUUGUUUCUUGCCAAAGAUGCGAAACUGUUUUACAACCUGGCUACAAUUGCACCAUUCGGAUUGAGAAGAAUAGACCAAAAUCACAGCGCAGACGCAGGAAACCCUUCAAUGCAACUCAGAACGUUGUUGUAUACAUGUGCCACUUUUGUUCACAUAGGAAUCUGAAACGAGGUACUGAUAAAGGCCACAUGAAAGAGUUAUGUCCCAUGAAAGCCAAAUCAACUUCCCAACUGAAACCUCCACAAUCUGAGCCUCUGGUGUCUUGUGGCCAAAGCAUGGGAAGUGGACGUGGGGAUGAGACCAAGGAAGCAAGCCAGAUGAGUUCACCUGCAGUUAAGGUCGACACGCUUGCCAAAGUCAGUCCUCCAACUCCAUUGACAAAGACUUUGCUUGAUGGGAAGAGGCAAAAGAGGAGUAGAUCAGGGGCCAAGAGGCAGACUCAACCUGAAAGUGCAGAUGCAGAAGCAACUGCCGGUGCUUCCAGCAAAAGGAGGAGAAAAUCUUGGACGAGCUUAAAGGAAAUAGCCGAGAGCAGCGAACACGGCACCAGUAGAAAUAUUGCUAGUUUAAAGAUUCCAUUUUGUAUAUGAACAGGGGUUGUCUUAUGAUUGUUUGAUUGUUUUUGGAAGAUGAAAUUUAGAAAAGGAAAGAUCAAAUUUCUUGCUCA